UCACCUCACACGCGGUCAUCGGCCAGCGGCGAGCGAUCAGCGUCCCGCGUCCCGCAGAGCCUGCCAACCUGCCAGUGCGAGGCCGUGGACCUGCCACCACUCCCUCUGCGAUGCGCUGCUGCUCGUCGCUCGCUACAGCGCGCUGCAUCACGACGACGAUCGCACAAGCGCGACCUCUGCCUGCGUGAUCCCCGCCCACGGCCGCUAGGCUGCGCCCUUCACCUAUCACGUACCCGGUGCGUCCAGCUAUCUCCGUCCGAUCAUGAGCGCGCCUGCCGCCAACGCGGACAGCCGUCAUGCGUCGCCGCCAGAGGCAGGCGGUCAAGCAACAAACGACCAUCACGACCAGCCGUGGACAGCGCCCUCGACGCCCCGCGCCUCUCUCUUCUCCGCCGGACGCUCUGCGCCGCUGUCAGAGCGAUCGCCGGACCACCACACUGGCGACGCCCCCACCCCUCAUGCGCGCAUCACCUCGUCGUCCACGUCCUCGCGCCCGCUGGCCACGCUCGCCAUCGCCAACAUGAAACGCUCCCAGCGGACCAGAGCCACCGACGACCCGCCGCCCAUCGUGCAGUUCAGCACCCAGAUCCCCAGCGCCCAAAAGGCCACCGACGACCCCACCACGCCGCCGGACAGCAAGCCCACCAGAGACUCCCGCGGCCGCGAAUACACGACCCUCACAACCCUCAGCCGCCUGUUCGCUGGCAACGACACCAUGCCGUGCUCGCGCGCCCCGUCCUACACCCACGCGAGCGGGCCGCUGUACAUGCGAGCCUCGGGCGACUCGAUGCCUCUCCCCGACCACCUCUACACCCGGGGCCUACUCGAAGGCCGCCAUUCGGACAUUACCGUCAUCGCAUUUGGCCAGAGCUACAACCUGCACCGCUUGAUCCUCGACCGUGCCCCUUUCUUCACCACCGCCCUGUCGGAGCCCUGGCUCGAGAGCCAGUCGAGGCAGGUGAAGCUCUAUCCCGAGGAUAUUGAUAACAACAUCACACAGCCCGCAUUUGAGCUUGCCAUUAAGCGCCUGUAUGGCGUGGAUAUCUCGCAAGAGUGCGAUGUCGAGGCCAUCGGCCUGUUCGCGACGGGCUGCUGGCUGGAAAUGCAAGAUCUGAUUGAUGCUUCGAUCGAGUCUAUCCUGCGUCAGAUGACACCCGAGCUGCUGGGGCCUCUGAUCCGCCUGGUCACGUCUAACUACUAUGGACGCUCGGGAGAUCGUAUCUUGGAGUCUGCUAAAGCUAUGCUGAGCCGCAACGGUUGGGAGAUGCCACUCAAGUUCUGGGAUGGCAUGCCUGGCGAUAUCGUCCGGGAAAUGGUAGCAUCGGACGGCUUCUACGUUGACAGUGAAUGGGAUCGCUGGGUGCUGGCCAAGCGUCUGCUGGACCGGAGGCUACGGCAAGCUGCUCUUGGUACUGGGCUGAUACAGCGAGGCCAGAGGCCCACCCCGAAAGCCCCGGGCUGGUCCUCGCUGACUGCUGUCCGUUUCGGUGGAGCAUACCGUCAGGACGCGCUCACUAUGCAGCAGUCCGCCACUGACGCACAGAGCGGCUGGCUCGCUCUGUACACUGACCCUGACAUCGAACGUAUCUUGGUGCUGUUGGACGAGGGUAUUCACUACGUCCAUAUGGAGUAUGAGCAGUUGGAGUUUAUCCGGAAAGCACGCGACAUAUUCGGCCUGCCAGUCUUGCCAGACAAGGUCAUUUCGAAUGCUCUAUGGCAGCAGCUAGAACUCCGUCAAAAGGUACUACAUGCAGACGAUUCCUCACAAGAGCUGGGUCUAUGCAGCCAAUCGCCGGAGCCAGCUGCAGUGAACGCAGGUACAAAAACGGAAGGCUACGACUCCAAGGGCAAACAGACGGCUGUCGUGCCGACCCAGGACGACGACCAAGAACCUGGGUGGGAGUCAGGCAGCUGGGACGGAAACGGACACCCUCGAAGGUUCUGGAUACCAAGCUCGGACUGCAACAUUGUCUUAGGAAAUGGUGCGGAUCCUGUCGUCACCACUUCAAGCUCGUUCCAGCGGCAUGCAACGAGACUGUCUGCUACGUUACAGCCAGAGGAUGCGCAGUGGGCCACUGACUUUGCCUCAUCGCCAGGCACCAUGGCAAAUCCCCAUACUCGAAUGGACCAUGGCCGGCCGAUAUCUGCAGGUGGAAGUAAUGCUGGUCAGCCGAAGCCAAUCACUUAUACCGAGUUCCCUCCGUUCCGCUUCGCAGCCGAAUUCCCCAACCCUCGCUUCUUGAAGGAAAAGAAGCGGGUCUACUCACGGACUGUGUCAUACGCCGGCUCGCUAUGGAACAUAUAUAUCCAAAAGGUCAGAUCGGCUAAGAAUGUCCAGUUGGGCGUGUAUCUGCACCGCGCAAAAGAACGUGAUGUGGACGACAAUAUUCAUGCAAACGGCGUUAGCCAACAAAAUGCAGGGUCGGUCAACGAACGGAUUGGACAGGUUGAGAGAGACCUAUCACUGCGUAACGAACGACGAGAACGGCGCCGGAGUGGCCGUGCUCCACCUUCAGAUAACGUAAACGAUGAGGAUACCAGUGGCAGCGGUGGCGACCCAGAUGGGACCUUGGUAUCUACAGGAUCUCGGAAUCCUCUAUUCGCAUCUGGCUCGCUGGUUGGUCGUAGAAGCGGAACCAUCCCUCGCCUGUCAUCGACUCGAGGCCCUUCACAGUUCCAGUUCCCGGUCAUCACGUCACCGGAGAUGGAAGCAGAGGGCUCCACGAGCUCACCCUUCUUCCCUUUGACUCUUGAUGCACCUUCGGAUAACCCUUCUGACGAAACCGAUGACGAUGAAGAUGGCGUGCCGAUCUCGUACGCGAAUCCCUCGCUGUCACAGCGUAGGCCUCGCGCAGCCAUUUCGACUCUGCCGUCGUACGUGGAUGCUCGUCCAACGAUCAAGACUUACUUCAAGAUCUACAGCCCCUCGAAAGGUGGCAGGAUGUUGAGCAUCUACGAGAGCGCGCCCGACCGCUUCAAUUUCAGCCAGAGCUGGGGUUGGAAGAGCAGCACCUUGAUGCUGGACGAAGUUGCCCUCACAGGGGGCGCCGUGGAACCUACUGCCCCAGAAGAAGGUAUUCCCGGGAAGAAGGGAGAGGGCAAACUGAGAUUCAUGGUUGUUAUCGGAAACUUGUGAGGGUUUGAUUCAUGAGGAGCAAUACCCUGCAAGGUUACGAUCAUGCGUUUUUUUACACUGCACGAUACCACGAUUUGCAUUUAUGUAUUUCCUGCAUUAGCGCCUAGGUAGGAUUUCUCUUUUGGCGGUUUUGAAAGCGAUAGCUCAGGGUUGCGCUGUGCAGAUACCUACACAACUUAUGAUUUAUGCAAACUCAUUAAACGGUCAAGCGUUCGAAUUGGAAACC
This is a messenger RNA of Paraphaeosphaeria sporulosa, 3362 nucleotides long. RefSeq lists its product as uncharacterized. Lineage: Eukaryota; Fungi; Ascomycota; Dothideomycetes; Pleosporales; Didymosphaeriaceae. Gene Ontology annotation, molecular function: protein binding. The transcript has 2 exons. Bases 263 to 3136 code for a protein of 957 amino acids. The record is from RefSeq and is a predicted model, not a curated record.